Messenger RNA from Wickerhamiella sorbophila, 1146 nucleotides. RefSeq names its product Zinc/cadmium resistance protein. Gene Ontology annotation, cellular component: fungal-type vacuole membrane. Gene Ontology annotation, biological process: zinc ion transmembrane transport; intracellular zinc ion homeostasis. Gene Ontology annotation, molecular function: zinc ion transmembrane transporter activity. Lineage: Eukaryota; Fungi; Ascomycota; Dipodascomycetes; Dipodascales; Trichomonascaceae. Bases 1 to 1146 code for a protein of 381 amino acids. The record is from RefSeq and is a predicted model, not a curated record. The transcript has a single exon.
AUGAACAACUGGCACAAACUCCAAAUCCUGGUCCUAAUCCAGCUGAUAUUCUUUCUGCUGGAGCUCAUCACCGGUCUUAUGCUUCGCUCCCUGACGCUCAUUGGUGACAGUUUCCACGUUUUCAGCGAUUUGCUCUCCCUAGGAGUGGCAAUGGCAGCCAUGAAACUUGCAAAGGCCAAACCGGAUGCCCGCUACACGUAUGGACUCCGUCGGGCCGAAGUUCUGGGUGCUCUCAUCAAUGGUGCCACGCUGCUUUACCUGUGCUUUACUUUAAUUAUUCAAGCAUUCAACCGGUUCUUCAACCCAGAGGAAAUCACAAACCCCAAGUUUUUGGCGGCAGUUGGUCUGGCCGGCCUUGUAUCAAAUAUUCUGGGUCUACUUGUUUUCCAAGAUGGCCACGACCAUGGACACUCUCAUAACGGAGGAGGACAUAGUCAUGUUCACGGUGGCUCAUUGCUUUCCGGGGCCGCUGCAGAUGAAGAGGCAUCAGCAGGUUUGAUGCCUUCAGAAGCUCUUGCCGCUGAAGAGCGACGCUUGCUCGAGGAACAGCACUCUUAUGGAGCCAUGGACGAGUCAUCCAGCCAUAUUAACCAUCACCACUCGCGUCCGCGGGAAGCCAUUAAAAGCAAGCGUCCUCUCAACAUGGACGGUGUUUAUUUACACGUCCUCUCUGACGUCGUCAACAAUAUCGUGGUCAUCGUGCUGGGUUUGUUCGUUUGGCUCACGGACUUCUCCUGGAAGUACUACGCCGAUCCUGCUCUUUGCAUGUUGAUGGCUGUUUUGAUCACAUGGGGAACCAUUCCUCUCUGCGUGAGAGCUGCCAAAGUUCUGCUGAACGCUGCACCCCCUUCGGUUAAUGCCGCCGAAGUGAAAGACGAUAUCAAGUCUCUUCCUGGUAUCGUGAAUAUCCACGACUUGCAUAUUUGGCAGCUUAAUGACGAAGUGCUAAUCGCGACCCUGCAUGUUGCCGUUUCUGCGCCCCCCGACAGCUUUAGCGAGCUCAGCCGAGACAUCCUGCACUGCCUCUCUGAACAUGGCGUGUCUUCGGCGACUGUUCAGCCGGAGUUUGUUGGCAUUGCGAACGGCAGUCGCGAAUGUGUAGCAUAUGGUAACACUUCAUCAGGAGGACUAGCUACGGACGCAUAA